AUGGCGGCGAGAGAGCUCGAGGUUCCCAUCGCUGACGAAGCCGCAGCAAACACCGCGGCUCCUGCUCCGGAGGAGGCCGAUGGUGGCGGCUUGAAGGAGCUCCUAGACGUGCCAUGGAUCACUCGCCGAACUGGUGUGGAUCUGAUCAUCAUCACCGUCCUUGGCAUUGCUUUGGGCUUGAUCUCCGUUCCGUACUGUGCUGGUGUGGAGAAGAUCCCGGAGCUGUGGUUAGAGCACUUCGGCCCUCCAGGCCUCAUUGACAACGUGCACAACCUCUCCUUCUGUGCCGGUUCCACCAACUGGAUCCUUCUUUGUUGGGGCUUUUGCACGGUCGCCGGGGCGCUGAAGGCGUCACUGGACCUUGACAAGUACCCUUCUUUCAUUGACGAGCUCAAGCACCAGCACAGCGACCCCAUCGUCUCCUUGAAGGUGGUCACCUGUUGCAUUGCAUCCCUCGCCGCCGGUGCCGUGAUGGGCUUGGAGGCGGGAUUGGGCUCGGUUGGUGGCGCCUUGGGCUACCUCACUUUCCGCGGCGUGGAGAGGUGCAUGCCCUCGGAGGACGAAGGGGCAGCCGAUCUGAGGAGGCGCACCUACAUCCUUGCGGGCUUAGCAGCGGCCUUUGGAACGAUCCUCCCUGCACCUUUCGUGGCAAUGAUCCUCGUGGCUGAGAUCGCCUCCGCUGGCACGGAGAGACACGCCGGCGAGGACGAGUUCAUGUCAGGACGAAGACUUCCUCGGAAAGUCCUGGCCUUUUUGGUGCCCGCCGCUACUGCAUCCUUUGUGAUGCGAUGGGCGAUUGUCGCCACGCCCCUCACCAACCAUCCAUACUACGCCAAGCCCUACGACAACCUCUCCGUCUUCCUGGGGCUCGGCCUGGGUCUUCUCGCAGCAGCCGCGGCGUUGAUCUUUGUCCUCAUUGGUGCUAUCAUCAAGGUGAUCUUCGGCUUGAUUGGCCGUCCGCUUGAGAGAAAGCUGGGAAAGCGCGCGCGGCAGCUGGUCCUCGCGUCCCUCGCAGGCCUCAUCACGGGCGUGGCCACGUUCAUGUAUCCCCUGGCGAUCAGCAGCGGUAAGUCUGCCAUGGAACCCACGAUGAAGUUCGCACUUUUCCUGACCACCACCGACCUCUUAGGUGCUGCUGUGGCCAAGUGUGUGGCAUACUGGGCCUGUGCUCACGGCGGCCUCGUGGGCGGAAUCUUCUUUCCGCUCCUCUACUACGGUCUGACUCUCGGAGAGGUUUGUGCGAAGGUCUUCAACAUUAGCCGGGCAGUGGCUGUUCCAGUGAUGCUGGGCGCAGUGCCUGGCGCGCUGCUCCCCGCGCCGCUUACGGCGUUGUCCUUUCCUGUGGGGCUGUUCGUCACAGGACCGGUGCAGACCGUGCCUAUCCUGGUUGCCAUCGUCACCGCCUCUAUGCUCCUGGUGGGCAGCGGCUUUCUCGAGAAGCUCAUGGUGAAGAGGGCCUAA
Messenger RNA from Symbiodinium sp. CCMP2456, 1461 nucleotides. Lineage: Eukaryota; Dinophyceae; Suessiales; Symbiodiniaceae. The record is from the annotation of a GenBank genome assembly.